Aspergillus nidulans FGSC A4 is the source of this 1830-nucleotide messenger RNA. It is a transcript of the gene yA, whose product is annotated as laccase yA. Bases 1 to 1830 code for a protein of 609 amino acids. NCBI's taxonomy places the organism in Eukaryota, Fungi, Ascomycota, Eurotiomycetes, Eurotiales, Aspergillaceae. The record is from RefSeq and is a predicted model, not a curated record. Gene Ontology annotation, biological process: pigment metabolic process. Gene Ontology annotation, molecular function: hydroquinone:oxygen oxidoreductase activity; oxidoreductase activity; copper ion binding. Gene Ontology annotation, cellular component: extracellular region. The transcript is spliced from 6 exons.
AUGUACCUCUCCACGGUCCUCUUCCCACUACUGGCUCUGAACCUUGGUCUCUCACACGCGAGAUUCGUCCGUGAAACUCUCGAGCUGACAUGGGAAUACGGAUCACCCAACGGCGGUACGCCGCGCGAGAUGGUCUUCACGAAUGGGGAGUAUCCAGGUCCGGAUCUGAUAUUUGAUGAAGAUGAUGAUGUCGAGGUUCUUGUCAUCAAUAACCUUCCCUUCAAUACAACCGUUCACUGGCAUGGUUUAGAAAUGCGAGAAACACCUGAAGCGGACGGUGUCCCGGGCCUUACGCAAACACCAAUAGAGCCCGGUGCGACGUUCACGUAUCGGUUCAGAGCGUAUCCAGCUGGUACGUUCUGGUAUCACUCGCAUUACAAGGGGCUCAUGCAAGAUGGGCAGGUAGGAGCAAUGUAUAUUCGCCGCAAGCCUGAUGCUUUGCGACCCUACGCGGUUAUAACGGAAGACCCGAGAGAGUUAGCAGAAAUACAGUACGCAGAAGAUAAUCCUUAUUUGAUGCUUGCUACGGACUGGACAUAUCUUACUUCGGCGGAGUAUCAUAACAUCGAGGUUGAGUCUGGCUAUAACGUCUUCUGCGUGGAUAGUCUCCUCAUCAAUGGUCGAGGCUCAGUCUACUGUCCCGGAUACCAAUACCUUGAGGAAGUGAGCGACGACGGCCUUACUGCCGUCCUCGAAGGAACACAUCUGACCGAGAAAGGCUGCCUCCAACCGGACCUACAUAAUGUCCAAGGCGACUACGGCCCCUGGAACCUCUCUGCUGUUCCCACAGAAGUCGUCUUUAAUUGCACCCCGUCCAGUGUCGAGCCCCCGGUGAUCUACGUCGAUCCCGAAUUCAACGGUUGGGUCAGCCUUAAUUUCAUUGGCGGCGCUGCGCAAAAGGCCAUAACUUUUUCUGUCGACAAUCACCCAAUGUGGGUAUAUGAAGUUGACGGACAGUUUGUUGAACCGCGUGAAGUCGAAAUGGUUGGCGUAUACUCGGGAGCUCGGUACGCCGUCAUGAUCAAGCUAGACCAGACACCAGGCGACUACGCGAUUCGGAUUGCCGUCAAUGGCGGCGAUCAGGUUAUGAGCGUUUACGCCAUCCUCUCGUAUGUCAAUCAGGAUUGGAUCCACAGGGAGAAUGUGCCCAAGGCCGCUAUCGGACCGCAUACAGAUACAGUGGGCUACAUGAACUACGGCGGUGGCAACACAUCUGCAGAUGUACGCCAGCUUCUCUUCACAGAAAAUCUGCCGGCCUUUGGCGUCCCGCCUCCCCCACCUUCGAGCGAGGUCUCAACAACCCUACGUACCGGCAUGAUCCGCGUAAACAACUCCUACUCUUGGUCAUUGGGAAACAACGUGCUGUACGAGCCCGAAAUGACCUCCUCGACACCGCUCCUCUUCGAACCGGAUCCGCUAGCCGUCAUCGCACCAAAGUACGCCCUCACGACAGAAAACAACACCUGGGUCGACAUUGUCCUCGAAAUCACUGCCGACCCGCGCGACCUCAUCCACCCGCCACAUCCGAUCCAUAAGCACGGUAACAGAGCAUAUAUAAUUGGCAACGGGGUUGGCAAAUUCAGAUGGGAGAAUGUGAGUGCUGCAGAGGCAGAAGUACCGGAUUUGUUUUACGUCAACGAGACUGCGGCGUUGCGGGAUACAUUUGUCACGGAUUUUUUUGAUUCGCGGCUCAUGGAUGGGGCAUGGAUAGUUAUUCGGUAUUUUGUGCAGGACAAGUUCCCAAGUAUCUUGCAUUGUCAUAUUGCGUCCCAUCAAAUGGGAGGAAUGGCGCUGGCCUUGUUGGACGGGGUUGAUGUUUGGGAUUCUUAG